CUUCUAAAAGACGAGACACAAGUUUUAGAGCUCGGCAGGUCGAAUUUGUUGAUACGUCGACCAAACAACUAACAGUGGAUUCAUUACUGACUCCAAGUUCUUUUGACCGAAUCAUCCAGAAGCUGCAGCGGAUGCAACUCGAUGCGAGCAAAGUCAAGAGCAGAACAGAUCUAUCAUUGGGGUUGAGAAAUAUUGCAUCAGACAGGGGCUUCAGAAUAUCUGACAAUCAAGGAUCAGGAAAUUGCAUGUUCUAUGCCUUGUCUGAACAACUGGAAAUUGUUAAGGGAGUCAAAAUCCUACAUGGCGAAUUAAGACAAACCUUGGUCCAGUACCUCAGGCGUAACCCAAAACUUCCGGAUGGAACAGAUCUGUUUCACUUUGUCCAUGGACAUCAAACAUGGACUGAAUACCUAGUACACAUGGAACAAGAUGGCACUUGGGGUGAUCACGUGAUUCUGUGUGCGGCAGCGAACUACUUUGAAACGUGCAUUCGUGUGGUCAGCAGUCUAUCCCAUAGCAAUGAUGUAAUCAUUACGCCAUAUUGUCCAGUUGACGAAAGCAAACCUCUUGUGCUGGGACAUAUUCAUGAGGUGCACUAUGUCAGCCUUCAACCCGUGCAAGGUUAGAGUGGCAGGCCCCUACAGUCACUUUGAUCGGCCCUUGUGAAGAGCCCGGCCUUACAGAGUGACUUCAUAGGCAUAGAGACUAUUGAUACAAAUUGGAGAACUAGAGCUUUCUUCCGUCGAUUUUUCCAAUGUGAACUUUAAAAUCUUAGAUUUAAUUAGAGUUUCCAACAAUUUUUUGUUUAUGUAAACACGGAUACCAUUUUACAUUUCUUUUAUAAAAUAACUAAUGAAAGAGGAACGAAAACCGUGUUUACAUACGCUCAUGUAAAAUGGUUUUAUGGCCAAUCAGAGCGCACGUACUAUUUGAAUUAUUUUAUAAAGGGUAAUCGAAAUAAGCUUUCAAGGGAGAGAUGAUACAAAUAUUAGGAAAAGAUAACGUAGUAAUAUUCUCCAAAGUUGGCAAAUGUUUGAAUCAGUAAAGAAUGCAAUAGCCAACAAAGAAACUACUUGAGAAUCUAAAAGAACUCUACCAACGAUUUCGUUUUGUUUAAUGCUGUGGAUGUGGGGAUUCUGAUGAAAUUACAACGCAACAGCAAUUCAUAUCGUUCCCCUUAUAGGACUGACUUCAGCUAUUUAGAUAUUAUGAGAAUCCCGUCAGUUAUUUGCGGGCGAGGCUCUUCGCAUAUCUUUUGUCAAAACGAGGAAGGAACUUAUCAGGAUCAGAAGAGUGCAUGCAAGCUCCUUAGUAAUCUCCUGAUAAUUAUUUUCUGCUUUAUUGCGAGUAUCACUGAGACCAUAUCUUCAGAAGUAUCAUCGCCAGGCAAGGGAAGUCAUCAUAUUUUAUUGUUCGAGGAGUUGUCUUCAAAAAAGCUCUUAAUUGGAUACGAUAUUCGAAUCUACCCCUCACUUUAUUAACUGCUACAUAUGGAUGUUUUAAUUUUGGAAGUACCUCAUUCCAUUUUUUUGGAAAUAAACGGUGUUUAACCCUUGAACUUCUUGAAGUGAUUAACAUGUAACUUCUCCCUUUAAUAUUCAUACAUUAUUCAGCAAACAGACAAUGAGAAUACUCAAACUUAUCAGGUAGAAGUUGUUAUCUUGAUCUAACACCAAAUUCUCAUAAUUAAUUAAUGAGGACAUGUGUAGCAGCUAGAGGGGAGAAUUAACAAUCAGAUCUUAGGAGUGAAAGGGUUAACACCUUGUCCUCACGUAGCGCUUUACCCACAACUAUAUCAUAGUCACAGCUUUCCCGUUCCAUGAAUAGGAACUUUCUUGCUUCCUCGGCGAAUUCCUCCAAAAUAUAUCUGUAAAAGGAAAAUUAUCGGUUUAACCGAAAGUUCGAUUUUUCUCGAUGUGACGCGCACAAAUCCCUACCGCUCUUUUGUUGUGUUUUAAGGGCAAAGAACACCGUUUUAAAAAAGAACGUGAAAAAACUUCUCGCUAGAUACACAACCGCUAACUUACUUAACUUAACCUCACCUACGUAACAUGCACAACUGAAUAUAUUUUUACUGCUUGUUACAUAACGUUGCGUAAUGUCUCUGGAAGUCAGCAAUACGAAAUGAACACUAAGUUCGGGUCCUAUUUGCAAUCAACAAC
This is a messenger RNA of Pocillopora verrucosa, 2162 nucleotides long. The record is from RefSeq and is a predicted model, not a curated record. Lineage: Eukaryota; Metazoa; Cnidaria; Anthozoa; Scleractinia; Pocilloporidae.